CGUCCCGUCCCUCCUCUUUCCUCCGAGGAAACUUUCCGCCGGCUGGUCCAUCGGCGUGUCCGGCCGCACCACAGUGCGAACCGAGGAAGGCGGACGGGGCGGCCCGGCCCGGGUGUAUGCAGCCACCGGGAAGUCGCAGCUGCCGGGGGCAGGCAGCGGGACGCUGACGGGGUGGAGGAGCUGCCCGAGGAGUGAGUGCCUCCGGCCUUGGAGGACCUGACCUGGCUGACCUCGCAGGCUGACAGCCCCAGGACCAUGGAUGCCCCAAGGAAGGACAUGGAGCUAUUCAGCAACAGCCUGGCGGCCUAUGCACACAUCCGAGCUAACCCCGAGAGCUUCGGCCUCUACUUCGUGCUGGGCGUCUGCUUCGGUCUGCUGCUGACCUUGUGCCUGCUAGUCAUCAGCAUCUCCUGCGCACCUCGCUCGCGGCCCCGGGCCCCUGCUCCGCGCCGGGACCCUCGCAGCAGCACCCUAGAGCCGGAAGAUGAUGAUGACGACGAGGAUGAGGACACCAUGACGAGGCUGGGCCCUGAUGACACGCUCCCGGGCCAGGAGCUGUCCACUGAGCCCGACGGGCCCCUUAGUGUCAAUGUCUUCACCUCAGCAGAAGAGUUGGAGCGGGCACAGCGACUGGAGGAGCGAGAGCGAAUCCUGCGGGAGAUCUGGCGCACUGGGCAGCCAGACCUUCUGGGUACCGGCACGCUCGGGCCCGGAGCCACAGCCACCGGCACUCUGGGCCGUAUGCACUAUUAUUGACACACAAACCGCAGCGCGAGGCCCAGAGUACUGGACAUGGGACUAACCAGUGUUGCCCCAGGGCCUUCGAACUGCCUCUGCCCCAAUUCUCCUGGUGCUAUUAGGCGUGGAUCGCCGCCUGUUAUGCACUCUUCACUGGGCAGGUGUGGGUGGGAAAAGGAUGCCAGGUCCCACCUGCUCCUCCUGGUAAUAAUGAAUGACCAAUGAAAGCUAGUUUCAGCGA
Molecule: messenger RNA, 979 nt
Organism: Phodopus roborovskii (desert hamster)
Lineage: Eukaryota; Metazoa; Chordata; Mammalia; Rodentia; Cricetidae
Gene: Eva1b
Product: eva-1 homolog B
Exons: 3
Coding region: 256-756 (166 amino acids)
Source: RefSeq, a predicted model, not a curated record